CCCAUACAGGACCGCCCAUACGAGUCACAGACUAUCCCAGCUGCUUCCUUCUCAAACAAAGCUAGCUGACCUUCAAUUUCAGCACCAUGGCGCCGGCGAACCUCGCUGCGGUGCUCGUCCUCGCCGUUCUCGUCUGCGCCUUCGCCGCUGCGCCUACUGCCGCGAAUUACUCAGGCGGCGCGCCCGCGCAGGAGAGCUGCCCGACGCAAAUCCAGUACUUCACCAACUGCCUGGCCCGUGACGAGAUCCGCGAGCAGUGCUGUACCGUGGUCGACAACCACAACUGCCUCUGCCUGCUGAAGCGGCAGGUGGAGGUGCCCUGCAGGCUGCACCGCCACCACCAACGCAAAUGCGGCCCGAUCGCAGAGCCUGCCCCACCCAAGGUGAAGCUGGCCGAGCUGCAGCACCUCCCGUGCUUCAAGGACCUCAAGUGCUAAAAAGCCUAGCCGGCCGUUUCGCGCACGUAUGCUUCGGUGUCUCGUUGUUCACUUGUUGCUUCUGUUUUUUUAUUCCUUUUGCUGUUGAUGUACUAGUGUACCGACUGGGCUUUGUUGUGUCCGUGUAAGCUUUCUUUUUCGUUUGUCACCCUCCUCCCAUAUAUAUAUGAACGUAAUGUGGUUCUGGAACUCUCCUUAAGGGAAAAAACAGUAGUAGUGACUUUUACCUAUCAUGCAUUUCGGCCUACACUUUUUA
Messenger RNA from Panicum hallii, 693 nucleotides. RefSeq lists its product as uncharacterized. NCBI's taxonomy places the organism in Eukaryota, Viridiplantae, Streptophyta, Magnoliopsida, Poales, Poaceae. Bases 87 to 437 code for a protein of 116 amino acids. The record is from RefSeq and is a predicted model, not a curated record. The transcript has a single exon.